AUGGGAAGCCUCUGCUCCAAGAGCGCCAAUCCAUCUGAACCAUUUGCACAGCCAGGCCGUGUACUCGGGACAAGCCCUCAUCCCCCUCCCCAGGCACCCCGUGCAUCGCUGUCGGCCAGUACAGGGAGAACUCUUGGCGGUGCCCACAGCCCGGGUCAAGGGAAGGAUGACCCGCGGAAUGCGGCAGCGCGUGCUGCAGAGGAACGAGCCGCGAGACAAUCAUCGGCUGCAAAGAAGGGCAAACUCAGCUCGCAGCUCGCCGCGCAGAAAGCGCAGACUCGAAGCGAGACCCUCGAUGAAGCGAGUCGCCAUAACCGUGCCACGAGAGAGGCUGAUGCGGCUGCUACUGUGAGGAGGUGGGACUGA
Messenger RNA from Histoplasma mississippiense, 366 nucleotides. RefSeq lists its product with no specific name. Lineage: Eukaryota; Fungi; Ascomycota; Eurotiomycetes; Onygenales; Ajellomycetaceae. The record is from RefSeq and is a predicted model, not a curated record. The transcript is spliced from 2 exons. Bases 1 to 366 code for a protein of 121 amino acids.